This is a messenger RNA of Oryza sativa Japonica Group (Japanese rice), 1890 nucleotides long. Its product is annotated as putative ubiquitin-conjugating enzyme E2 38. Lineage: Eukaryota; Viridiplantae; Streptophyta; Magnoliopsida; Poales; Poaceae. The record is from RefSeq and is a predicted model, not a curated record. Gene Ontology annotation, molecular function: ubiquitin conjugating enzyme activity.
UUCUUGCGGGGAAAGGGUUCUUUUUUCGUUUUCUUUUUUUUUUGUGGCUGCUGAUCGGGGAUUAUCACCACCUUCGCGCGAUCUCUCGUUUUUUUCUCUGUGGAAUUGGGGGUGGUGGAUGGAUGGUUGAUACUCCUGUUCAUAGAUGGCGAUGGUCCAAGUUUAUUCCUUUUUUAUUUUUAUUUUUUUUCGGAUUUGUUCUGUUGCUGUAGUUGCCGUUUCUUGGCUUCUUGCUUUCAAUGCCUUCUCUCUUCUCCUUUUCUCUUUCUUUCUUUUUUUUUUAUUUUUUGUUGUUGUUGUUGUUGUUGUUGUUGUUGUUGUUGUUGUUGUCUGUUCUUGGGGGUAAUGGUGUCCCGAUCGUAUUGGACAAGCCUUCGUGUAUGUCACUGAUUGGAAUUGGAGUGUGGAGUUAGACGCCGACAGGUGCGUUUCGCGUGAAGCGGGUUUUAAGGAUGGUUCUAAACAAGGUGCUCGAGCUGUUUUGUGUGAAGAAGAAGGAUUCCAAGAAGAAAGGCAAAGCCAUUAAUCCUCUUUGUAAAGUUGCCGCUCCACACCCCACUGCAAAUGUCAGUACAAACAACAGCCUUUUGGAUCCCUUUUCAAGUGGGAAUGGUACUGUGCUAUUAGUGCAAAAACAUGAGCCUGAAUGUUCAAGUGUUGUAUCAUCAAUGACAAGGACAGAAUAUGGAUCUGAAAGUGAUGGCUACAAUUUGUUUAACCAAUUUGAUGUUGUGCAAGAUUUUUCUGAUCAUUACUAUGCAAAGAAUUCACCAGGGAAGACCUCCAAAGAUUGGGUGAAGACAAUCCAAAAUGAAUGGAAGCUUCUACAGAAAGAUCUACCUGAAUCUAUCUAUGUUAGAGCUUAUGAGGAUAGGAUUGAUCUGCUGAGGGCUGCUAUUGUUGGGCCAGCUGGAACUCCAUAUCAUGAUGGUCUGUUCUUCUUUGAUGUUCGCUUUCCUUCUGAAUACCCACAAUCUCCACCGAAAGUUCAUUACCAUUCGGGUGGGCUUCGGCUAAAUCCAAACUUGUAUGAGAGUGGGAAAGUUUGCCUUAGCCUGCUGAACACCUGGUGGGGUACUGGAUGCGAGAAGUGGGGCAAGUCAAAAUCAACCAUACUGCAGGUGCUGGUUUCCAUCCAGGGUCUUGUGUUGAAUGAUAAACCAUACUUUAAUGAGCCAGGCAACAAAAAUUCGGCUAAUACAGCUCCUGGAGAAAAGUACUCGUUGGCUUAUAAUCAGACUGCCUUCCUACUAUCCUGCAGGACAAUGAUGUAUUCACUUCGGAAGCCUCCAAAGCAUUUUGAGUCCCUUGUUGCACGCCACUUCCAUGAGCGUGAGCGCGUCAUCCUGGAUGCGUGCGACGCAUACAUAUCUGGCGCAGUCGUUGGAUCAUCCUCUGCGAAGGGCACCAAGCAUCCCCGCGACAACAACAGAUCGUUUGCAGAUUUCAAGAAGUCACUGGAGAAGUACUCUGAACUGCUCAGGAAGGACUUGGCCGCGAACCGCACACACUUCCUGAAACUGACAAGAGACUCGCCGGCUGCCGCAGAUGAGAUCGUUGAGUGUACCAGCAGCUAGAAUCGUCAGAGCAUUUGACCAUUGCAGUUCACCUGCCUAACUCAAAAGUGAAAAUGGUGUAUAGAUCAUAGCACUCGUUACACAUACUGUGUAGGUUUUUUGUUUGGAGGCAAGAUCGUUCGGAUUAAUUAUGCAAGAAUUCGGGUUGAGUUCAGUGCUAGCCAUUUUGUUUAGUAGCUGUUUCUGGUGAUACACCAAUUGGAUGAUCGAAACGUGGUCCAAUUCUGCCAGCCUAGGCUUUGAACCUGCUGCAUUUUAAAUUUUUAAUAGAACCUGUUGCACUAGUUUAUAUAUGCCUAUAUUUACGUGGUAA